CUCUCUGUGAGCUGUCAGGCUUCAGAAGCUCGGUCAGCCCAGUCAAUAGCUUCCUGCUACAAGAAGGGAAUGAGUGCUUUACUCUGCCCAGGGCUUGAAAAGCUGUUGCUCGCCACUGCCCGCCCAUAGCCAUGACGCACUUCCUGUAUUUGGCCCCAGAAAUCCUGCUUCCCUUUAGCCCUCUCUCUUCUACAGAGUUUGAGCUGAUCAGACGCAAGUCCCGAGAACUGUGGCAGGAUGAGAGGCGGUGGUCUGCUUCUUCAGUGACAACCUACUCUGGGAGUUACCGGAAAAAGCAACUGGAUGAGGCCACCUGCAACCGGCUGGCCCAGAGAGUAGGCCAGCCACAGUUUGAAUACAAACCAACACCAUUGCCAGGCAACUCUGCCUACAACCGUCUACCCGGCAAGGCUGGUUCCCAGGAGGCCACAGAUGGCAAAGGAAAACUCCCUGAUAUAACAAGCCCCUCCCAGGACAGCUCACUGAACAUCAAGCAUAAAGUGGCACACCAGGUUUGGGGUUCUGAAGCCCCUUGUCCAUCAUUUCUAGCUUACAGAAGUCCCCGCAUGUCCCCCUGUAUGCGGCCCAAAAAGCCAGGCUUUGAGCUCCUCAUGAGUUACAGGAACAGAGGGAAGAACCUGCUGAAACAACUUCAGCGACAAUGGGAUUAUGAAAACAAGUUUGCCUCCUCGGAGGACUCAGAGACGGAUCGAUUCUCCUCCAAUACCAGUGGAAGCCCAGGGCGGAAAUUCAAGUGAUUUCAAGAAAGAAGCCACAGACCUAGGACCCUAGUUUCUGUGUUAACCCAUUGAGACAGGACUUCCAAGGAGGCCUUGGUGGGGUGUGCACAUAGGGAAGACCUUGUAAGACACUUCCCUGGGCUUCAUCCCUCGUUCUUGACUGUGUGUGCGCAUGUGCGUGUGUGUUGAUGAGGAAGGGGGUUUGUCACAAACAUGAUUAAUGUUCCUUUA
This is a messenger RNA of Arvicanthis niloticus (Nile rat), 971 nucleotides long. RefSeq names its product chromosome 18 C4orf51 homolog (gene C18H4orf51). NCBI's taxonomy places the organism in Eukaryota, Metazoa, Chordata, Mammalia, Rodentia, Muridae. The record is from RefSeq and is a predicted model, not a curated record.